CACGGAGCAGGAUGAUGGCUGCCGCCUGCCGGCCAGUCAUUUGCGCGGCAAUCCUUCUCGCCAAAAGCAGGGCACGCAGACCACCACCACAGCUGAGCUGACCAGCAGCAGAACAGAAGCAAACAUCAAAAGAAUUGACCACCAGCUCCUGCAGAGUUCUUCCUCUCGCCUUGUUGUUGCUCGCGGGCAUAGACCGCAGCGCAGCUCGCACAGACCGGGUACCACUUGUUUGUCGAGUUGUGGGGGAAGGGGGCGAGCAAGGAAGCAAAGCUAGUGGUAGGCCGGCAAGGCGGCCUGGUGGAGACCUCGAGUCGAGUCGACCAUGGUGGCGCGCGGGCAGGGCGGAGACAGGGCGGAGGAGGAGGCCGCGGCGCGGUGGGAGAGCGAGAAGGAGGCGGAGAUCGACUACGUGUUCAAGGUGGUGGUGGUGGGCGACGCGGCGGUGGGCAAGACGCAGCUGCUGGCGCGCUUCGCGCGGGACGAGUUCGCGCUCGACUCCAAGCCCACCAUCGGCGUCGAGUUCCAGACGCGCACGCUCACGCUCCACCGCAAGCGCGUCAAGACGCAGAUCUGGGACACCGCCGGCCAGGAGAGGUACAGGGCGGUGACGAGCGCGUACUACCGCGGCGCGCUGGGCGCCAUGGUGGUGUACGACGUGACGCGGCGCGCCACGUUCGAGCACGUGGCGCGGUGGGUGGAGGAGCUCCGCGCACACGCCGACGGGUCCACCGUCGUGGCGCUCAUCGGGAACAAGGCCGACAUGCCCGCGGCGCGGCGCGAGGUGCCCGCCGACGAGGCCGCGCGUCUGGCCGAGGACCAGGGCCUCUUCUUCUCGGAGGCGUCCGCGCUCACGGGCGACAACGUGGAGCGCGCCUUCCUCACGCUCCUCGAGGAGGUCUUCGCCGCCGUGUCGCGCAGGGCGCUGGAGCUCGACGAGGCCCGCCGGAUGCGCGGCGACCAGGGCGACGGCGGCGGCGAGGUGCUGUCGCUCAAGGGGACCGCGGUGGACGUGGGCUCCAUCAUGGAGACCAGCGCCAUGAAGAGGAGCUCGCAGUGCGCUUGCUCAUGACGAUGCAUGGCUCAAGCACUGACAAGUUCGAGCAACAAAGGCGCCGCGAGAAAAUCUAGGACAGCAUCACAUUGGCAGGAGAAAUCUUCGACAUCUCAAUCCGUACACAACAAUCGACAACCCUGUGACUGUGAAGCAAGCACAUCACUACAAGUCCUCGCAACUCUAGUCUCCACUCUCCACUCUCUCCAGCAUGCGAACACUAUGUUCGUAAUGUCUCUCUUACUCUUCUCCUGCAACAGCUGGUAGUCCUUCUUUGAACCAUGUGUAAAGUCCUCCUUCCAGAUGGUACACGUUGCUGUAGCCAUUCAGGACCAACAAGUACGCAGCUAUCAGGGACCUGCCAAAAUUCAACCGGAACAGAGCAUAAGCUCCAACGCUGAUAUUAUUUGCUCUCGAGAAAAUAGCACGAUAUUUCGAAC
This is a messenger RNA of Zea mays, 1491 nucleotides long. Its product is annotated as ras-related protein Rab11A. Bases 323 to 1069 code for a protein of 248 amino acids. The record is from RefSeq and is marked provisional. Gene Ontology annotation, molecular function: GTP binding; GTPase activity. The transcript has 2 exons. NCBI's taxonomy places the organism in Eukaryota, Viridiplantae, Streptophyta, Magnoliopsida, Poales, Poaceae.